AUGGCUCUCAGCAAUGGCCGUUUGAAUGGCAUGCUCAUAUUCAUUGUCGGCCUGACCCUCAUUUGUCUGCUCUUCAAGCGUUACCAUGACAACGAUCUCUCUCGAUGCAAGUCACUUCUUGAACAUGGUCGCUGGUCCCACGAUCUCUCGACCGGCUCUCCACAUCUCGAAUGGCAUCCGGCUGGCUGCAUGAAACCAAAUUACAAAGUCAACCCCCACCCUAUUCAGACCUGCUUUCAAGAUACAUAUUUGAUCGGCGACUCUUCCGCUCGCGAGCUUUUCACCGAACUUGAGGCGCGAUGGAGGCUUCCUGGUCUUCAUGAAGAUGCUCCCGUGCACUCCAACCUAUCAUUUACCGUCGAAGGUGAAUCAAUCGACUUCAUCUGGGAUCCUUACUUGAAUUACACGCAUCUUGUCGGGUUUAGAAACACCAAAUCAGCACCUCAUGCGCAUAUUGACCAGUGGCGCUCUCCCUCUUCCGUCGUGGUUGGAUCGGGCAUGUGGCACGCCAGAUAUCUGAACGAUAGUUACGAGAAGGAUUUUGAGGCCGACAUUCGCCGCCUAGUGAGAAGCCGGAACGGUCUCAGAGAGACUGAAGCCAGACCAAUCUUCAUGCCGAUCAUUCCUCCCUACCAGCCUUUUCUGAACCACGAGCGAUCGUCGAUGCUGACUCCGAAGCGUAUCACCAGAAUGAACCAGCUACUGUACAAUUUGUCCGCCGAGCAUCAUGUCGAUAUGAUGUUGGCUACCCUGCCAGCCAUCCGUGAUCAACCCUCGGCUUACGAGGAGGAUGGUCUUCAUCAUAAACGAAUCAUCUCCACAAUGCAGCUUGAGGUGUUGACGGCUCGACUUUGUCCCAGAGCGUAUGACCAUAGCUGUUGUUCCCGAUCCAUGGAUUUUUCAUUUGGUCAGAUGCUUGCAGUUACUGUGGCUGCGCUACUCGCCAUCAUCUGCUUGAUGAUGAACCGAGGCUCUUCCUCGCUCAUUGGGGCUGUAGGGAUGAUAUCCUUGACAGUCUGCUAUUGCCUGUUCGCCGAUCGAACCACACUGUUUGAGAAGGCCACUAAGCUCAUUGAUGAGCACCUCUUCAUCGCAUUCUGCUACAUUGCUCUCGUGUGCGGGCUGCUCACAAUCGUGCGCUGCCAUGAGGACGACGGCCAAACCUGGGCCGACACGAUUCUUCCGCGACAGCAAACCGAGGAAUGGAAAGGAUGGAUGCAGGUUGUGAUCUUGCUCUACCACUUUUUCGGCAUGUCUCAAACUCUAUGGGUCUAUCGGCUUAUUCGAUUGAUGGUCGCUUCCUAUCUCUUUUUGACGGGUUUUGGUCACACGAGCUAUUUCAUUCGAACAGGCGACUUCUCCUUACGCAGGCUCACCGCCGUUCUAGUCCGCAUCAACCUGCUGAGCUGCACACUCUCGUUCAUCAUGGGGACCUUCUACCAGCUCUACUACUUUCCCCUGCUGGCUUCAGUCUGGUUCGUUGUGACUUGGGCCACUAUCCCGCGAACUCCUCCAGAAGGUGUAAGGCUGUCCAUCGCGGCCGUCGCUUUGGUCUGCUCAAUGUCAAUCUUCGGCUUGUUGUCAACGGUUUGGUUGGUUGAUGGUUUCUUCGCCCUUCUCUUCCAUGUUGGAAUGAUCACGCUCGACUUCAAAGAAUACAGCUUUCGGAUCAGUCUGGACUUCUAUGCGCCCUAUGUUGGUAUGCUGUUCGCCUUUGUCGUGGCAGUUGCCGCAGAGAGACGUUCGCAAUUUGAAUUCUUGCACCUCCACCAACUUCGGGCAAAGCAGUACCUCUGGAUAGCUGCCAGCUGUGCUCUGCUCGGGUACUUUACCUUUGCGAGCUUCCUGGGUGAUAAGCAGAUGUUCAAUCGUUAUCAUCCUUACUUGUCGCCAAUUCCGAUCAUCGGAUUCGUCGUUCUUCGGAACGGGACUUCGGUCCUUAGGAGCCACUACAGCCGCUUCUUCGCAUGGUUUGGUCGGCAUUCCCUAGAGACAUUCGUUCUUCAAUACCACAUCUGGCUUGCAGCCGAUACUCACGGCAUUCUACACCUUGGCAUUAUUGACAGCCGCUGGUCCGAGCGCAGUACGAAAGGUAGUUGGAGGUUCUGGACGGAGGUGUGCAUGCUCACUGCCGUCUUUCUCUGGGCAUGCAAAGCAGCCGCGAAGGCGACAGGUAUUAUUGUGGACUCGAUUGCGCCGAAGCAAGUUGAUGAAGGAUGGGACCCAGAGAAGAACAUGGCCCAGCCCGUCUGGGGAUCUAUGCCGGAGGCUAUCCGGAAGAACUUGCCCGAAGUGUCAGAAGACAGAAAGUUGCACGGGAAAGUAACUGUUUUGUUCAUUUCUUUGUGGCUGAUCAAUGCCUGGUGGCCGAAGGGUUACGGAUGGAUCUGCUGUAUAUCCUUCACAUUGAUCAAUGGCGCAACAUGGGGCAAUCUGGCCAGUUAUGGCGUGUAUCUUUCCUACUACAUCGACCACGGUGGGUAUGGAGGAAACCCUCUUGCAUAUUCAUUCAUCGGUGGUGUUAACUUCUGCGCCGCGAUGCUUUGUGCACCAGUUGUGAACAUCCUGAUCAAACGCUUCGGUACACAUGCGCCAAUGAUCGCCGGCUGUUUCCUUUGGUUGGCUGGCUGGUUAUGCGCGUCGUGGAGCACACUAUAUUACCAGCUUCUGCUCUCACAAGGUGCCCUCAUUGGCAUCGGCGCUGGAUUGAUCUGGCUGCCUGCUGCUCCCAUCCUUCCACAAUGGUUCUUGAAGAAAAGGAGCCUUGCUCAAGGCAUCGCAAGCUCGGGCUCAGGCAUAGUCGGCGUCGUGUACGCUGUGGCGACGAUUCCGAUGAUUGAAAACCUCUCACUUGCUUGGGCCCUCAGAAUUACAGGGAUAACCUCCUUCGUGAUGCUGUUCAUCAGCUGCUGCUUGAUUCGCGACAGAAACACCCACGUCCAACCAGAUAUUCGUCCUUUUGACACCAAUUUGAUCCGGCAGACUAACGUCUUACUGCUCUGUGGAUACACGGCUUGCACCACUCUGGGCUAUAUGACUGUCAUUUAUUCAUUUUCCGCCUUCGCCGUCUCGCUGGGCUACACGCAGAAACAAGGCGGCAACGUGAUCGCCAUACUCAAUACGGGUACAGGCCUCGGUCGCCCUCUGAUCGGAAUUAUAUCAGAUCGAUUUGGCCGCAUUACCACUGCCGGCGCCAUCACUGCCGUCAACAGUCUACUGGCCUUUGCAUUCUGGAUUCCUGUUACGACGUACGCACCUUUGAUCGUCCUCGCAUUGAUCUAUGGCGCCACGUGUGGAGUCUUCUGGGCCACAAUUGCCCCUAUAUGUGCCGAAGUCGUGCCUCUCAAUCAGCUGGCCUCGCUGCUGUGUCUGCAGUGGCUAACGGUGUCGAUGCCUUCACUUUUUGCACAAGCUAUCGCUUUGGAAAUCAGGCAGCCGGAGUCUGGACGGCCCUUCCUUUGGCCUCAGGUUUAUACGGGUGUGGCCUAUGCAAUUGGGGCGCUGAUGCUGCUGGAGUUGAGGCGGCGGGUGGUAGGCGGACUGUUUGUGAGAGAAAGCCAUAGAUAG
Messenger RNA from Cyphellophora europaea CBS 101466, 3567 nucleotides. RefSeq lists its product as uncharacterized. Bases 1 to 3567 code for a protein of 1188 amino acids. Gene Ontology annotation, biological process: transmembrane transport. The record is from RefSeq and is a predicted model, not a curated record. Gene Ontology annotation, molecular function: transmembrane transporter activity. NCBI's taxonomy places the organism in Eukaryota, Fungi, Ascomycota, Eurotiomycetes, Chaetothyriales, Cyphellophoraceae. The transcript has 9 exons.